Molecule: messenger RNA, 1893 nt
Organism: Phalaenopsis equestris
Lineage: Eukaryota; Viridiplantae; Streptophyta; Magnoliopsida; Asparagales; Orchidaceae
Product: E3 ubiquitin protein ligase RIN2-like
Exons: 11
Coding region: 279-1523 (414 amino acids)
Biological process (GO): ubiquitin-dependent protein catabolic process; protein ubiquitination; positive regulation of plant-type hypersensitive response
Cellular component (GO): ubiquitin ligase complex; plasma membrane; cytosol
Molecular function (GO): zinc ion binding; ubiquitin protein ligase activity
Source: RefSeq, a predicted model, not a curated record
CUCACUCGUGGAAAAUUAUUGUACGGAAUUUUGACCUGACGCAGGACUGAAGAGGUGCCGGCGGAUCAGAGCUAGUGCAGCCCUCAGUUUGAAUUUUAGUACCAAUGUUGGCUCCAUCAGAGAUCACCAUCCUUCUCUUACCCGAUUAUAAAUAGCGAGAAAGAUGGAAAAGUAUCCAUUGAAUAUGCGUUCGUGUUUUGCAAGCAGAGCGCCGUGGAAGAAAGGGAAGCCGCCGAGAAUUGAAGAUCCGAGGUUGAAGAAGCUUCCAAUCCGUCAAAAUGAGCGCGCCUUGCGUGGCCGUUUCGGCGAUUUUUACAAUGCUGAGCUUAAUCGGGCUGAGGUGGUGGAUGUUCUCGUUGCUCGGGGGAAAUGGUAGGGUGGAUUUUGGGCAUACUGUGGAGUUGCUCGUCCAUUCGAAAAUCGCCAUUGCUUUGCUGUUGAAUUUAGCAGUUAAUGUGUAUAUUCUGGUUGCUCUUGCGCUCAAGGCAAUAUUCUUUGAGCAAAUAUAUCUUUCAGAGUAUCAAAAAGUGUUGGAACAACAUGUUGAUUAUGUUCUUUACAAGGGAACUUUACUUCCAUUGGUUGUUCCGCCUACUAUAUCACAAAUGGUACUCUGGUCAAUUUGGCUGGUUGUUCUUUGUUCCUUCAAGAUAUUUCAGUCACUUGUCAAUGCACGGUUAGAACUGUUGUACAUAUCCCCUACAGUAACACUGAGCAAAUACUUUCGUUUAUAUUCCGCUUUAGUGCUGGUGCUAGCUGCCGAUUUGUUUUGGAUAAGGUUGUGCAUGGUAGCAUAUACGUUCUUUGGAUCUACCUUGUUUUUGCUGUCAUUCUUCGAGCCUCUCAAUAUAGCUUUCGAGACACUGUUGGCCCUUACAGUGCAUGGAUUCUAUUCGACUGAGAUAUGGAAGAGGCGUUCCAUUGAUAAUGGAGCCUAUUGCUUGGCAUCACUUGAUUUCUAUAAAUCAAUAGAAGCUGCUGGAUUUUUUGCAGGGCAGAAAGGGACUCUUAAUCGAAAUUGCAGUUUUCUCCUCGACUUCUUAGCUUUAUCGAUGUCAGUUGGGCAUUACUUGAUGAUAUGGUGGCUACAAGGCACAUCAUUUUUCCUCGUAAACACAGUUCUUUUCGUGUAUUUGUGUCGUAUUCUGAAUAAAAUGGUGAAGCGAGUGAGAUGUUUCAUCAACUUGAAGAAUGAUCCAAUUUCCAUAGGUGAAGCAUUUCCUGAUGCUACUGAUAAGGAUUUGUCUGUUUUCGAUGACCAGUGCGCAAUUUGUAGAGGACCAAUGGCCAAGGCUAAAAAGCUACCUUGCAACCACUUGUUUCAUCUUGAUUGCUUAAAACUAUGGCUGGAUCAGGGCUGCACCGAGGCUUACUCUUGUCCCACUUGUCGAGGACUAUUAUUUGUUUCAAGUUCUGAAAAUAAGACGAACUCUCUCGCCUCUCAAGUCCCAGAUAAUGCGCAUAUUGCCGGAUCAAUCAACCCAUUUCCUGCUGCAAUCUCCAUCCAACCAUCAACACGUUGAGGUUUUGUUUCUCUUUUUUUUCUUUUUGGGAAAUUUGCAUGCAUGCCACAUAAUUCUUAUGUAUUUGCAUAUCUAACACCCAAGGUUCGAUUUUUAACACUUCUAUAAUAUUUUGGUAUAAUGAAAUUAUGCAUGAAGAUGUGUAUUUCACUUUUCAAAAAUCAAUGAUGGUGAUAUUUUUGAUGUGAUGUUACAUAUUUGAGCGGUAUGCAUGUAAAUAUGAAUGCUUAGAUGUUUUCAAGGCAGAGGGUAAUGUGUUCUGUCUGAUUUUCAAGCUUUGAAAGCUAUUUCUGUACUAAUUUCUAUUGUGAAAUUCAAUCUAUGGUUGGUCUGAUGCCCUACUGUUCUUGUGCCCUAUGCUCAUUUAAUA